AUGAGUCUGAGGGCUUCGUUCGAGAAACACAGGCUUCUCGUGGGCCUCCAGCGACGGGAAGAACUAUUGGCAUGGUGUAGGCAGUCGCUUCAUGGCACUGCUGGUGCUAUUUGGCUGAAGAAUUCUUUGCUUCCUCUUGCGCAACCGAGAUCGGUCACACUGCCAAACAGAAAGAGAAGAAGUCAUACGAUACUCCAGCGAGCGAGCGAUUCGAUACUAAACGUGAUAUUUUCCCGAGAUUUUUCGAAGUCCCAGGCUGAGUACUUUCACGAUAACUUUGCUGUUCUGAAUGAGAAGUCGGGUGUUGGUUCGGAGAAUGCUGGCACGAUAGACGAUGGGGUUUCUUUUGGUCUAUCAGAGAUAGUUGGAGACGAUGAUGCUAAUUUUAAUGUUGUGGAUGAUAAUAAAGAAAGCUCACACCCAGCUGAAAGAAGCACGGCUCAACCAAUGUCAGUUGAGUCCUUACAAGAGAAUGAAUAUUUGACUGGACUAUUGUUGAUCGAUGAAGGUGAGAGAAUAGCUCAGGAACUUGCCUGUUCGAAAUCAGAGUCUACAAAAGUUUCUGUACUCAAGGACCUAGCCUUAUACAUUAGUUCACGCCAGUUCAGUGAUACUGCGCUCAAACUGCUUGUAUCCAAAAUCAACGUUGUCGAGAAGAACAAUCAGUUCCAGAGUAUUGUGACUCGCCUAUUUCAAUGGAUUACUGUUAUUUGUCUAGAACAUGACAAAACCAGCCAAUUGAGUAUUCUGCGGACCUCCAAGCACUUCAGAUAUCCGUCGAUAAGUAACGCUGUCGUGAAGUACUGGAAUCUUCACCACAAAAUGUUACCCCAGGGUUUCCUCAGGAAUUAUGUCUCCUGCAUUCAGUCUCGAGAUUUUCGUGCUCAUUUUUAUGACACACUUCUGAAAGACUGCCUUGCACGGAAAGACCACCUAGACGCUUUCCAGCAAUGGACCCAGAUGUGUUUGCAGGAGUAUGGGCAUUUGAACGUGCAUGAGACAGGGUACUCUUCCACUGUUAUGAGACAGUUCAGAAUGGUGCUGUGGAUGAUCCCCCAAAACUCAAACCCUGUCAAAGUUGUCCAGUUCUCCAAGUCUUUAUUACUGGAUAAGACUCAUCUGGGUGAUUUUCUCUCAACGUUGAUUUUCAACUACCUGAAGGAAGGCUUGUACAAGAAGGCCAUACCUGUGAUCGAGUUCAAGCUUGCAAAUGAUCUAGAAUUGUCAGCCUUGGAUCUAAAUACCGGUCUGGAGGCAUAUCAUCUCCUGGACCAGGAUAAAGCAGCUUUGAAGCUGUAUCAGCAAUGCCCUCAUUUGCACAACACUGUAAAUAGCACCAUCAUGAUCCAAGUGCUCGCUUCCACCCAAAACUUUGAACUAUUGCAGGCGAUGUUUGAGAAGAUGCAAUCAGAAGGUAUUCCACCUAGCGAUAUUCAAUAUGGAGUUGUGAUGAAUGCGCUAGGUAAAAGAGGAGAUCUGAAAACAGUCGAGCUCUUGUUCUCACAGUUUUUGAAAACAAAGAGGAAACCAACUCCAGCAAUGCUUGCGUCACUCAUGAAGGCAGCUAUCAUGUCGAAAAACUACAACCGUGCGUUUGAAUUCUUUGCUUACUACAAUCGUUUUAAGGUACCUCAGGAUGUGGGAAGUUGCUACUAUCUACUAGAUUCCCUCAGCCACUUGGAUGACUUGACCACUCCAGUGGCUCUCUUGAAUCAGCUGCGGUCAUCUGGCCAGACUCUGGAACCGAGACUGGUUAUUCCAUACUUGAAGACUCUGAUGAGACUUGGCGACUACAGAGGGGUUCAAAAUGCCAUAGAACUGUACGUCAAAGAUUGGAUGAAAGUUGAGCCUUCUUUGGAGGUGAUGGUGGUUUAUCUCAGGGCUCUGAAGGUUGCCAAAAAGAACGACGAGUUGCUCAAACAACUAGCUGUGGUCGAAGGAAUGUAUGGAACAGUCCAUUCUACCCAAUUCUACAACCUGAGAUUAGAGGUAGCAUUGGAGUUAGGCGAAAUUGAUGAGUUCAAUGAUGUCUACAAGCGAAUGAGCAAGCGCAAAGUUCGGUUCAACCAUAUGACAUCUGAGCUCGUGCUCCAAUUUAUUGGUCGAACCGAAGCCAACAUAAAUUCCAUCUACACUAGUCUCGAUACUUUCAGACAGGAUCCAAACGUACCACCCAUCAACGCUUCCCAUUAUGCUGCUUUGAUGAAAGGAUUACUCCAGGCUGAAAAAUACAGCUUUGUGCUGGAAUUAUACAAAACCAUGCAGGCUGACAAAAUUCCGGGAAACAUGCAGGUAUAUGCAUAUGUGAUCAAUGCACUUGAUGCAGGCAGAGGCCUCAAUGUUCAAGAUAUGAAAACAGCCAAGAGGAUAUUGGAGGUUGCACUAAAUCCAGCAAGUGACUCAGGCAAAAAUCCUCCUAUAUCUUUGAUUAGACCAGUGGUUCACCAGCUUUCGAGAUUUGGAGACUUCCGGGUGGCCGAGCACUUUCUGGAUAUGUUCUCGAAGAAGCUGACAGUCAACAGCAUGUCUAAAUUACGAGUUCUUGAGCUCUAUUGCCAUGUUCAUGGAGCAAGUGAAAAUUGGAAGGCCUUCGCGUCUUCUUACAACGCCUACGUCGACGGGUACUCCGGGAUGAUUGGUGCCCUUGGGAGCGAACAUGUAAAGAAGACGGGUCUCUUUAUACGAUCUGCCAUUAACCCCAUUUGGAUGCACCGAGUCCAUGAAAGAAUUGCUUCCGGCAAACCUACCGAACUUAUCCCAGAGCUAUAUUCUCUGAUGAAGUCUGGUUUCCUUAUCACGAAUGAAAACAUCAACGAGACGGUCAAACUGCUGUACGAUAGAGAUGAAACACUCAUGGAUGCCAUUGCGUUCACAGACAAGUUUCUUGCAGAAGGAUUUAUUAGAGUUCAAAGUCAGAGAAAAUUGAAGAGGAAAGGAAUUGUGCCCCAGAGCCCUUCUCAAGUGGCUUUACGUCUUACUAGACUCAAUUUCAACCAUAUGAUCAGAUGCGUGGACGAUCAUCUUUGCAAGCACUACCCCAAUCGCAAUGACAGAGAAGCUGAGACCUCAAGACUAGUUUCCCGAUAUAGGAUACUCAAAUACUUCAGAGAGAGGAGAGAAUGGCAACCACCUUCUGCGUACUGGAAACCGCUCAAGACCCUCGGUUAUGAACGGUAUUUGGAAGGUGAUGUCUCCAAUUGA
Kuraishia capsulata CBS 1993 is the source of this 3201-nucleotide messenger RNA. RefSeq lists its product as uncharacterized. The coding region runs from base 1 to 3201 and encodes 1066 amino acids. The record is from RefSeq and is a predicted model, not a curated record. NCBI's taxonomy places the organism in Eukaryota, Fungi, Ascomycota, Pichiomycetes, Pichiales, Pichiaceae. Gene Ontology annotation, molecular function: protein binding. The transcript has a single exon.